Messenger RNA from Torulaspora delbrueckii, 243 nucleotides. RefSeq names its product DUF3215 domain-containing protein. The transcript has a single exon. Lineage: Eukaryota; Fungi; Ascomycota; Saccharomycetes; Saccharomycetales; Saccharomycetaceae. The record is from RefSeq and is a predicted model, not a curated record. The coding region runs from base 1 to 243 and encodes 80 amino acids.
AUGUCCAAGCCAUUGUCACUUCAGGAAGCCAUUCCAAAGGCUAUCGGAACCUUGUCAUUUGAUGAGAACAAUCAGUUGAUUGAAUCUACCGGUAUUGGUAAGGACAGGAUCAAUGAUAUCGUUGAAAUUGGUCAGAUGGAACUAGACAAGAACGGAUACGGUGUUGUUUCUGACAAAGACGUUUUGGUGAACGUCUUUAAGCAAGCCGGUAAGACUGUUGUCGUUUACACUCCAAAUAAAUAA